CAGCGCCAACCCAGAACCUGGAAAGCAACUUGGCCACGGCCAAUGAGAAAUAAUUCCGCUCGUUGGCUAACCGAAUUCUGCCGGCAUCCACCGCAGAGCGUUGGAGGGACGCCCGCCGCUCCGCUUCCUUAGCCGAGACCGUGGGGCUCAGACUAGGUCCCGGCCUUGUGCGCAAAGGGACACGGACGACACGCUCUCUCGUGUCCAGGCAGCCCAGCUCGCGCGCCCACCCUCCCACGUGUAGCGCUCUCCAGCUUGCAGCAUGACCCUGUGGAACGGCGUCCUGCCUUUUUACCCCCAGCCCCGGCAUGCCGCAGGCUUCAGCGUCCCGCUGCUCAUCGUCAUUCUAGUGUUUUUGGCCUUGGCAGCCUCCUUCCUGCUCAUCUUGCCUGGGAUCCGUGGUCACUCGCGCUGGUUCUGGUUGGUGAGAGUUCUUCUCAGUCUGUUCAUAGGUGCAGAAAUUGUGGCCGUGCACUUCAGCUCAGAGUGGUUCGUGGGUAGAGUGAACACCAGCACAUCCUACAAAGCCUUCAGUGCAGCGCGCGUUACAGCUAAUGUCGGCCUGCUGGUGGGCCUGCAGGGCAUUAAUAUUACACUCACAGGGACCCCGGUGCAGCAGCUGAACGAGACCAUUGACUACAACGAGCAGUUCACCUGGCGUCUGCAUGAGGACUACGACGCGGAGUACGCGGACGCACUGGAGAAGGGGCUUCCGGAUCCAGUGCUCUACCUAGCGGAGAAGUUCACACCGAGCAGCCCUUGCGGGUUGUACCACCAGUACCACCUGGCGGGACACUACGCCUCGGCCACGCUGUGGGUGGCGUUCUGCUUCUGGAUCCUCUCCAACGUGCUGCUCUCCACACCCGCCCCGCUCUACGGCGGCCUGGCGCUCCUGACCACAGGCGCCUUCGCGCUCUUCGCGCUCUUCGCCUUCGCCUCCAUCUCCAGCGUGCCACUCUGCCCGCUCCACCUCGGUUCCUCGGCGCUCACCCCUCACUACGGCGCCGCCUUUUGGGUCACGCUGGCAACAGGCAUCCUGUGCCUGCUGCUCGGAGCGGCGGUGGUGUGUCUCCACUACGCCCGGCCCAGCGCUCUUCGCACCCUUCUGGACCAAAGUGCCGAGGACAGCAGGAACCAGGCGAAAGGUGGCGCGCCUCUCAUUCUCAACAACCCGCUGUACAAGCAGGCCGGGUGCUCGGACUUAAGCACCACCACUAACCUGUGAACGGGACCCGAUCCGGACUC
This is a messenger RNA of Carlito syrichta (Philippine tarsier), 1245 nucleotides long. RefSeq names its product dual oxidase maturation factor 2 (gene DUOXA2). Gene Ontology annotation, biological process: protein transport. Bases 263 to 1225 code for a protein of 320 amino acids. Gene Ontology annotation, cellular component: endoplasmic reticulum membrane. The record is from RefSeq and is a predicted model, not a curated record. NCBI's taxonomy places the organism in Eukaryota, Metazoa, Chordata, Mammalia, Primates, Tarsiidae. The transcript has 6 exons.